GGCUAUUUCUUUCUUUUCUUUUCUUUUCUUCUUUCGCUAUGCUAUUUAAAUUAUCGAGCAUUGCGGCGUCAGCCACCGUCCUCUCACGUACUAUCCUCCCAGCGUUGGCCACGCUAUACACUGAUCCCUCGUCCCUUCCGAAGAAGUCAUAUGACUACAUCGUUAUUGGUGCGGGCGCUGGUGGUCCCGUCAUCGCCAACCGACUCAGCGAGGACUCUGAUGUGGAGGUUUUGCUCAUUGAGGCCGGUGUCAACAAUGCGGGAUUGACCAACGUUGAAAUUCCAUUUUUCGAUGUUCAGCUCUCCCCAUUAAAGGCUAUCGACUGGAACUACACUACGACUUCGCAGGAUGGACUAGCUGGUCACGUUAUACAGUACCCACGAGGAAAGAUCCUUGGAGGCUCCACGUCUAUCAACUACAUGAUUUACAGCCGUGGAUCUUCCGAUGACUUUGACCGUUAUGCCAACAUCACUGGGGACAAUGGUCUAAGUUGGAACGCCCUUCAGCCAUACAUUCAUAAGCACGAGGCCUUCUCUCGUCCGGCAGAUGGUCACAAUACAACUGGGCAGUAUAUUCCCUCUGCGCAUGGAACCUCUGGGCCUGUGGGCGUCACGUUGCCGAAUUUCCCUUUGGGAAUCGACUCGAGGGUCAUAGCAACGACACAACAACUUCCCAACGAGUUUCCGUUUCAGGAGGACAUGAAUGCCGGUAACACCCUUGGUAUCGGUUGGACCCAGAAUACAGUCCAAGGGGGAGAGCGCGUCAGCUCCGCAACCGCUUACAUCCAGCCGUACUUGUCCCGAUCAAAUUUCGACGUUCUGAUCAACACGCAAGCUACAAAGCUUAUCCAAACUGGUACUGAGAAAGGUGUACCCGCUUUCCGUGGGGUUCAGUUUGCCACUUCGAAAGACGCUCCCCUUUACGCCCUGAAUGCCACGAAGGAGGUCAUUCUCGCUGCCGGCGCCUUUUCAACUCCGCAAUUGCUCAUGCUGUCUGGCAUUGGUCCCACCGAUGAGCUCUCACGCUUGGGUAUCAAGACUGUUGUGGACAGCCCCGAUGUCGGAAACAACCUCCACGACCAUCCUCUGCUUUCCAACGUCUACGAAGUCAACGCAACUGGAACCGUCACCACCGACGAUCUGUCGCAGAACUCCAGUUUCGCAAAUGUUGAACUCGAUCUGUGGACCAACGAGAAGCAGGGUUUCUACACGAUGGCUAUCUCCAACCACAUCGGUUGGUUCCGGCUGCCAGACAACUCGUCUAUUCUCAAGACUGAGAUAGACUUCGCUGCUGGCCCAACUUCUAGCCACUACGAGUUCUUGAUUUUCAACGGCUUCGUUAACCCCUUCGGCGAGAGUGUGUCGUCUGGACAUUACCUCUCUAUGAUUACCGCAGUAACAUCACCAUCGUCUCGGGGCAACCUGACUCUCACAUCCACCUCGCCAUGGGACUUCCCACUCAUCAAUCCUGCUAUCCUCACCUCGCCUCUCGAUAUCUAUGUCAUGCGUGAGUCUAUCAAGGCAACAAAGCGUAUGCUGGCGGCCCCUGCUUGGGAUGGAUAUGUCAUCGGCCCUCACGGAGACCUCGCGAACGCAACCACCGAUGAAGAGAUUGAGGCAUAUGCGGCUAAAAACACCGCCAGCUUCAAUCAUCCCCUCGGUACAGCCGCCAUGGGUCCCCCUGGUGCACCGGCGAAGGGCAAGGGUGUUGUUGGUCCAGAUUUGACCGUCAAAGGCGUCAAGGGUCUGCGGGUUGUCGAUGCGAGCGUCCUGACAUACAUUCCAGCUGCUGCUCCCCAGGCUGCAAUCUACAUUAUAGCCGAACGGACCGCCGACCUCAUCAAAGCUGCCAACAAGGACCGGAAACACCGCCCAUAAACUCGAAACAUCUUGUCUGCCAGUAGAAACGCCAAACUCACGCGCGGUGCGCGAUUCUCUAUGUAAUCAUUUGCUUAUUUCCAGUGCGCUAGUUCAGCACCUCCCUCCCUCUUUGGUUUAUCCUCAUACUAUCUAUUUGGAUUCAUCCUUGCAUUAUUAACACCGACCACACAGACGUUCAGAUUCUUUCUUUAUUCUCUUGGAAGAUAACCUAUAAUUUAUCGUCUUACUCGCAUACAUAAUGGACUAGAGUUUCACGGGGUCAUCACACUAUCAAUUCAUCCUGCAUUUGCUCGGACUUUC
Molecule: messenger RNA, 2180 nt
Organism: Heterobasidion irregulare TC 32-1
Lineage: Eukaryota; Fungi; Basidiomycota; Agaricomycetes; Russulales; Bondarzewiaceae
Gene: aao3
Product: aryl-alcohol oxidase 3
Exons: 11
Coding region: 39-1877 (612 amino acids)
Molecular function (GO): flavin adenine dinucleotide binding; oxidoreductase activity, acting on CH-OH group of donors
Source: RefSeq, a predicted model, not a curated record